AUGCUAUUGGAUGAUGACGCACAGAAGGCCAUGGCGAAGAAGGUGUUAUGGAAGCUGGACACAAGAAUUUUACCUGUGCUCGCUCUUCUUUUCCUGUGCUCUUUCCUCGAUCGCACCAACGUCGGCAACGCCAAGAUCCUGGGCCUGGAGAAGAGCAUUGGCGUCAACGACCAUCAGUACGCUAGCGGACUGGCCAUUUUCUUCGCCUUCUACAUUGCCAGUGAGCUACCUAGUAACCUGGUGCUUAAAAAAGUAUCGCCUCGCAUAUGGCUACCAUGUCUAACAUUUGCAUGGGGCAUUGUGGGCAUGUGCCUUGGCUUUGUCCAAAAUUAUGCUGGAUUUCUUGUCGUACGUGCCUUCCUUGGAGUCACUGAGGGUGGCUUACUUCCUGGAAUGGUGCUGUAUCUAUCGAGCAUGUACACUCGUGGAGAACUGGCGCUCAGGAUUGGUCUUUUCUACACCACUGCAAGUUUGAGCGGUGCCUUCGGUGGCCUCCUCGCUCGAGGUCUUUCCUCUAUCGGUGCUACUGCUGGCAUCGACGCAGGCUGGAGAUGGAUCAUGAUUGUGGAGGGGCUACUGACAGCUGUAGUCGGAGCUUCAGCGUACUUCCUUCUCCCUAACGAUGUCUCCACUGCAAAAUUUCUCACAGAGGAAGAGCGCGAAUUUGCUUUGUAUCGCCUGAGGCGCGACUAUUCAACAGGUCUUCCUUCCCAGAGAGCAGCAGAGCCAGAACGCUUUUCUUGGUCCGAAGUCCGUCGUGGAGUACUGGACCCCUCGCUCUGGUUUUCGGCAUCUGCUUACUUUGCAAUUCUCUGUGGUCUCUAUUCUUUUGGUCUGUUCCUUCCCACCAUCAUCACUGGUCUUGGAUACACUGCCAAUGAAGCUCAGCUGUGGUCGGUGAUCCCAUACGCUGUUGCCUCAGGCCUUACUAUCGUUGCCGCCUUCUUGUCCGACCAUCUCCGUCUUCGUGGGCCGAUCAUGCUGUGCACACUCCCUCUAGCUAUUAUUGGAUACGCUGUAAUUGCAAACGUCACUAAUCCCCAUGUCAAGUUUGGUAUGACUUUCAUGAUGGCAACAGGAUUGUAUGCCAGUGUGCCCCCUGUUCUGGUCUGGAUCUCCAACAACUCCGCCGGUCAUUACAAAAGAGCUACGGCUACUGGUCUUCAGCUCGCAAUCGCCAAUUGUGGCGGAUUUGUUUCUGGUGAGUCGCAUGUCAAAGUUGAGAAACCACAAUACCACAAGUCUCACACUAUCGUACUGGGCCUGCUAAUCUUUGCUUGGUUCAUGGUACUUGCCAACAUCUUGUGGUGUCGCAAGGUCAACCAAGACAAGGCCGCUGGCAAAUACGACAAAUACAUCGGGUGUGGAGACGAUCGAGAGCCGGAAUUCAAGCUGAUGUUGUAG
Aureobasidium subglaciale EXF-2481 is the source of this 1404-nucleotide messenger RNA. RefSeq lists its product as uncharacterized. NCBI's taxonomy places the organism in Eukaryota, Fungi, Ascomycota, Dothideomycetes, Dothideales, Saccotheciaceae. Gene Ontology annotation, biological process: transmembrane transport. The record is from RefSeq and is a predicted model, not a curated record. The transcript has 4 exons. Gene Ontology annotation, molecular function: transmembrane transporter activity. Gene Ontology annotation, cellular component: membrane. The coding region runs from base 1 to 1404 and encodes 467 amino acids.